UUCCACUACAAUAAAACCGGGGCCUUGUCUGGCUGUUUGCUGAUACCGGCGGACGGUGUACUCGUUAUAAUAGGCGGCCGGGGAGACAGAACGUCCGGACAAUCACACUCUGCCAAGUUUAUUUUCCAGACAGCCUCAAAGAUAUGCCUCUUCCUGACACAAUGUUCUGUGCACAACAAAUACAUAUACCUCCUGAACUGCCUGACAUCUUAAAACAGUUCACAAAGGCUGCUAUCAGAACCCAGCCUCAUGAUGUGCUUCAGUGGUCAACUGCGUAUUUUAACUGUUUAGCCAAAGGAGAACAGUUACCAGUCAAGAGCCGGGUUGAACUACCAGUGGCCACACAAAAAACAGACACAGGCCUAACUCCUGGGCUUCUUACAAUUCUUCAUAAACAGUUAUCCUCCAAGAUUUUUGUAAUUGAAGAUGAAUUAAAAGAAAAGUGGAAUGAUCUCAGCUUACCUCAAGAGCAAUUGCAAUGUAUUUUGGCGCUGGAUAACUUCGAGGGAGAUGUAGAGUGGAUGAAAUUUCUAGGUCUUGCCUGUAGCACUCUUGGAGGGAGUAUAACUUCUGCUUUGAAGCAUGCCUGUGAAAUUCUUACAGAAGAUCCAGAAGGUGGUGCUGCUCGCAUUCCUUUUAAGACGUUCACUUUCCUGUACAAGUAUUUGGCUAAAAUCGAUGGGGACAUUUCAGACACAGUAGUAGAGAAUGCACUUUGUGCUUUGCAGACAGAAGCGAAUAAUCAAAAUGAAAUGAUCCAACCAAGAAAUUUCCUGAGCGCUCAGUGCCCCCCACUUUCCUGAAAUUAACAUUCUUUUCCAGAGUGGGAAAACCUGCAGAAAAAAAUCUGUAUCUAAUUCUAAAUAAACCUGAAGCAAAUUGUAAUAGUAUUGGUGUGUGUGUGUGUGUGU
Pelobates fuscus (common spadefoot toad) is the source of this 911-nucleotide messenger RNA. It is a transcript of the gene ROPN1L, whose product is annotated as rhophilin associated tail protein 1 like. The transcript is spliced from 6 exons. NCBI's taxonomy places the organism in Eukaryota, Metazoa, Chordata, Amphibia, Anura, Pelobatidae. Bases 144 to 803 code for a protein of 219 amino acids. The record is from RefSeq and is a predicted model, not a curated record.